AUAAAUUUUUAUAUGCAUGAUUUAUUUAUAAAUAUAUUAUGCCCAUAUAGAGAUUACACAGUGGGUCUGGUUUCCUGUGGAUGACAGCUGUAGCGGUCAGUAGACUGGGCUGGGGGUGGACUGACCAUUUGGAAACUCGGGCACUGCCCGAGGGCCCGGGGUCAGUAGGGGGCCCCAUGAGAUGCCCCUGGUACCUUUUUCAUAGACUUUUUUGAGUUUGGGCAAGGACACAGGGGCCCCAUGAUCCCCUAUUGCCCGGGGGCCCCAUGAGUUGUCAGUCCACCCCUGUUCCUUAGUG
Molecule: messenger RNA, 298 nt
Organism: Staurois parvus
Lineage: Eukaryota; Metazoa; Chordata; Amphibia; Anura; Ranidae
Source: the annotation of a GenBank genome assembly